Symbiodinium sp. CCMP2456 is the source of this 864-nucleotide messenger RNA. Lineage: Eukaryota; Dinophyceae; Suessiales; Symbiodiniaceae. The record is from the annotation of a GenBank genome assembly.
AUGUCUGCCUGGUUGCUCUGCCAAACAGCGGCCUUGAAUCUGCAGCGAAGUGUUGCUAGCCUGAGGAAGAUGAAGCAAAUCAGCGCGAAGGCAGCGCAUUGCAAGAUGCAAGCGAGCAUGAAGGCUCUAAGCAACCUUUACCUCUGGCUUUACUCCCACUUCCAGGUGCACCAGGACUUUCAGAAGCAAUCACACUGGAGGAAGGCGUUGGCGAACCUUGGAGCGGGUCUGUGCUUGCAGACCGCGGUGCAGGAAGCUGCGCCACUUGGCAUGGUGAUGCUGGUCCUCAUUAACCAGUACAGUGUCCAUGGCAUUACCGGCAGCAAGGCGCGGCACAAGCUGUUCGGCGCCGCAUGCCUGCUCAUCGCAGCAAGCAGACAAGGCCUAGGCGUGACCUUGGGCGAAGUCGCGCGUCGUGCCGACCUGGAGGCGGGCAAGCUGCAGAAGAUGGUCUGGAGAGUUUGCAAGACCACAGGCGCUCGAAUUCCGAGGACAGAGCAGAAUGCAGAAGCGGCCCUUGCUCGCAUCUGCGAUCACUUCAAUGUCAAGCAGAAAGGAGGAGUUUGCGCUUUUGGCGUCAAGCUUGUGGCCAUCUCAAGCCAAGGCUGGAUUUGCACUGGCCGGAAGUGGGCGUUCGUGCUUGCAGCAGCCUUUGUCUUGGCCGCACGGGCAUACUUCUACGAAUUGGACGCCGAAGAUGCUGCUCGCCUUCAAUGCUUUGGACAUGGCAAACUCUGCGAGCCCGUAAACACUGAGGUGGCCGACUUCCUGUACAUUGGGGUUGGAACGGUGAAGACGCGCAUGCAGGAGUGCCAGCGGCAUGCCGCAUGGUCGUUCUUCUUCGCACGCUCCCUCUGUUUGUGA